Molecule: messenger RNA, 14757 nt
Organism: Penicillium salamii
Lineage: Eukaryota; Fungi; Ascomycota; Eurotiomycetes; Eurotiales; Aspergillaceae
Source: the annotation of a GenBank genome assembly
AUGGAUCAAAGGCCGGUCUAUGAGAGGACUCUAACAGAGUCCGAGCUGCUCGAGCAGCUUCCGAGCGAAAUCUCUAAUUCCAUUCGGACUGCAUCGGGGACUCAACACCUCCACGCGCUUGCGCUUGGCGCAUUGAACAACGAAUUUACAGAGAGCAUUUUCAGGCUCUACGAACCGAUUUUUGUCGAUCUUGCAGCUCGAUGGCUUCAAUCGGAUUUACAUGCAGACUACAUUCAUGUAUUAGCGGCAUUCUCGCAGAUUUUACCUUUUGCGCCUCAUCUGCGGUCGCUUGCCAGUCAAUAUGCCUCAUCACAGACUGGACCUUUGGCAGCUUUGGCCAUGUCAAAGGAAUUAACACUGUUACAGUUGGACCAAACUAGUAUUCGACUAUUACUCCUCGCCCUCUUUCGACUCCUCUCGUUUGAUCUGGAAACAUUCUCUCCAAUCGUUUCACCGCUCCAACUGCAGUCCCUCUUCCAGUCACAAGACCGAGUGACACGAUAUCUCGCUGUGCGAUGCUUUGCCUUGUAUAUGCACGCCGCAGAUGCGGCCACCGAAAAAAUGAUCCGCGUCAACACUGGAGCCGAAUCCAUCGAAGGAGAGUGGGAAGGCACCAUGAUUGAUUAUCGCUUGUUGGGAUUGUGGGAGGAGCGACGCUGGGAUUCUCUUGGAAAAACCAUUCGAAAUGCGAGAUCUUCUAGAGUGGAAUCCGAAUCCCUGGCAUUGGUCGAGAAGACACAGGAAUACUUUACCACGAAGACCGCAGAAAUUUGUGGAGUUCUGAUUCCCAGGUUGAAAGAUACCCCUCCGGCCUCUACAUCUGUUGUGAAGACUUGUACCACAAUUGGAAAUCUGCGCCGGAUUGCGGGAUCAUUGCUUGGACACAAGCCCGUCCUGUUAGUUGGUUUGCCCAACUCUGGCAAAACAUCAUUGAUCAACGACAUUGCGGCCACGAUGGGCCAGGCCGAAUCCAUGGUCACACUUCACUUGAACGAGCAGACAGAUGCAAAGAGUCUUCUUGGAAUGUAUGCCACUUCAUCUGCAUCUGGAUCAUUUUCCUGGCAACCCGGUGUUUUAACCAAGGCUGCCCGCGAAGGGCGCUGGGUUUUGAUUGAAGACCUCAACCGUGCCCCUUCUGAAGUGAUGGGUCUCAUUCUACCCAUCAUUGAGCGAGGGGAGUUGACUAUUCCCAGCCGGAGGGAGCGCAUCAAGUGCGCCGAAGGGUUUAAGAUCAUCGCAACCAUGAAGUCAUCAUACAACAUCGCUGGCGAAGAGAUUGCACCAAACAGCUCAAUGCUUGGAAGUAGGCUCUGGGAGAGAGUUCAGGUAAAUUCUCUUCCCGUGGAUGAGAUGCGUGAUGUUAUCCUGCAGAAGUUCUCGCUGCUUGAAUCUCGUGUCCCAACCCUAAUGAAUGUUUACGGGCGCGUAUGCUCUGCCUUCCACGGAAGCCUUGCUAUCAAGGGCUCCCAGGGUCGUACUCCAGGAUUCCGUGAUUUGAUCAAACUGUGCAGCCGUUUACACAAUCGUCUACUGCGAAUGGGUGCAAAGACUGGUUAUGAACCCACAUCAGAGGGCACCGAGGAUGAAAUAUUCCUUGAUAUCGUCGAUAUCUUCAUUAAGUAUCUUCCCGAGAAGUCGAUGCAGAGUAACCUUGCGGCCGUUGUGGCCGAAGCCCUCCAGAUCUCCCCGCAGCGAGCGCAAUUCUGUCUCGAGGAGCGCACGCCCACAUAUACGGAUAAGAACAACAGCCUUGUACUCGGUCGUGAGGUUUGCCACAAGGUUAAGGUACCAAGUGGAUCUGCUUUGAAGAUGGCUGCAGCAGCUUCACGUUUUGCUCCCACCAGAGCUGCUCUGGGUCUGAUGGAACAGGUCGCUGCCUCGAUCCAGAUGGCAGAACCUGUUCUCCUAGUUGGAGAGACCGGUAUUGGAAAAACCACAGUCGUUCAGCAUCUCGCAACAUUGAUGCGCCAGAAGCUUACUGUAGUAAAUUUGUCCCAGCAGAGCGAAAGCACUGAUCUUCUGGGUGGUUUCAAGCCAGUGAACAUCCGUACAAUGGCAGUUCCCAUGCUGGACGAGUUCACUCAACUCUUCGAACUCACUUUCUCAGCCAAGAAAAACCAGAAAUUCUUGUCCUCAAUCUCCAAGAGUGCUGCAUCCUCAAAUUGGGUCCGAUUGGUGACUUUGUGGCAGGAAGCUGUUCGCCUCGCAAAUGGCGUGUUCAACCCCCCAACUACCGAUGGCGAUGAGCAGCCAGCUAAGAAACGGAAGCUGGAUUCCCCCAAGUACCAGCACUUGCGUCAAAGAUGGGAGAGCUUUGCUACCCAGCUCAACGAUUUCGAGGCCCAAGUCGCCCAGGGCGAUGCUAAGUUUGCAUUUGCCUUCGUCCAGGGUAAGAUUGUGAGGGCUUUGAGAAAUGGCGAAUGGGUCCUUCUCGACGAGGUCAACCUGGCUUCCCCUGAUACCCUCGAGAACAUCGCCAGUCUGUUACAUCAUGGCAGUGAAGGAUCACCCUCAGUCCUUCUCUCCGAGGCAGGUGAUGUUGAGAGGGUUUUUGGCCAUCCAGAGUUCCGCAUCUUCGGUGCUAUGAACCCUGCGACUGAUGCUGGAAAGAGAGAUCUUCCCCCAGGACUGCGUUCUCGAUUCACUGAGUUUUACGUGCAUUCUCCCGAUAGUGAUCUGGAUGAUUUGCUUGCACUGAUCCAGAAAUACCUCGGUGACUUGACCAUCAGCGAUCCGCGUGCUGUCCCAGACCUUGCACAGCUAUACAUGAUCACCAAGAAGCUUAGCAAUGAGAAUAAACUCACCGACGGAGCAGGACAACGACCCCAUUUCAGUAUUCGUACUCUUGUUCGGGCUCUCAUCUAUGUUAUCGAUCAUGCUCAUGUCUACGGACUGCGCCGAGCAAUCUUUGAAGGUUUCAGCAUGAGUUUCUUGACCGUGCUUAGCCUGAACUCCGAGCGAUCUUUGAUUCCCUUGCUUGAACUGCAUAUCUUCGGCAGCGCAAAAAACGCCAAGUCUCUUCUUGGGCAAACUCCUCGAGCCCCAACGGAUGGAAACGACUAUGUCCAAUUCAAGCAUUACUGGAUGCGCCGUGGACAUUUAGCGCCAGAAGAACAGCCACACUAUAUCAUCACCCCAUUCAUCGAAAAGAACCUCAAGAAUCUUGUUCGAGCUAGCUCCACUCGGCGAUUCCCAGUUCUCCUUCAGGGCCCAACUUCCGCCGGAAAAACCAGUAUGAUUGAGUAUCUGGCUAAGGUAUCAGGAAACAAAUUUGUCCGUAUCAACAACCACGAGCAUACAGAUUUACAAGAGUAUCUGGGAUCUUACGUCUCCACGGAUGAUGGAAGCCUGCGUUAUCAAGAAGGUGUUUUGGUGGAAGCGCUGCGAAACGGUUAUUGGAUCGUGCUGGAUGAGCUCAAUCUGGCGCCUUCCGAUGUUCUCGAAGCUCUUAACCGACUACUCGAUGAUAACCGUGAGCUAUUCAUCCCUGAGACCCAAGAAGUCGUCCAUCCACACCCAAACUUCAUGUUGUUCGCUACCCAGAACCCUGCUGGUCUUUACGGCGGCCGAAAAGUAUUGUCUCGUGCCUUCAGAAAUCGUUUCCUAGAGCUGCAUUUCGAUGAUAUCCCUGAAAGUGAACUCGAAUUCAUUUUGAAAGAACGAUCCCAGAUCGCUCCAUCCUUCUGUACCCGCAUUGUUUCUGUUUACCGAAAGUUGUCCUUGCUACGCCAGUCAAAUCGCCUUUUCGAGCAGAAGAACAGCUUUGCAACCCUCCGUGACCUUUUCCGAUGGGCUCUUCGUGAUGCAGAUGACAAAGAGCAACUCGCAAUUAACGGUUACAUGCUUCUAGGUGAGCGUGUCCGUAAUCCCCAAGAGAAGGCUGCCGUCAAAGCCAUCAUUGAGGAAGUCAUGAGAGUCAAAUUGGAUGAGGAUGCCCUGUACAGUUCUGCAGAGCUGGAAAAGAACGCCCCUGAGAUGAGUGAGCUACCCACUGGUAUUGUGUGGACUAAGGCAAUGAGAAGAAUUUUCGUUCUUGUUUCCAAGGCCCUCCGAAACAACGAGCCAGUUCUCCUCGUCGGAGAAACCGGAUGUGGUAAAACCCAGCUCUGCCAGGCUGUUGCGGAAGCCUUCCGAAGGGAAUUGUUUAUCGUUAACGCUCAUGUGAAUUUGGAAACUGGCGACUUGAUUGGUGCGCAAAGGCCCAUCCGAAACCGAGCAGCAAUUGAAAAGCUGCUUGUGGACGACCUUCAGACGCUUCUUCAUGGAAAGCAUUCUGGUGCCUCCUUCGACGAGCUCAAACAAGAGUUCACUGCCUUGACUGCAGAGGAGCGCCAGACCAAGGAUCAAGCUCUCCUGCGUAAUAUCGAGAAGAAUGCUGUUCGGUGCAAUGCUUUGUUUGAAUGGUCUGAUGGAAGUCUAAUUACUGCCAUGAAAACCGGUCAAUUCUUCCUCCUGGAUGAGAUUUCUUUGGCGGACGAUUCGGUCCUCGAAAGACUUAACAGUGUUCUGGAACCGGCUAGGUCAAUUCUGCUUGCUGAGAAGGGCCCUAUUGAUUCAAUGGUUGUUGCAGAUGGUGGAUUCCAAUUUUUGUCCACUAUGAACCCUGGUGGUGACUACGGAAAGCGUGAGCUGUCCGCAGCUCUUCGCAAUCGUAUGACUGAAAUUUGGGCGCCUCAGCUGUCUGAAGACGAGGAUAUUUUGCCCAUUCUUUCGAUGAGGUUGAAUUUGAAGGACGAGAAGGUGACAAAGUCUAUGCUGAAGUUUGCCAAGUGGUUUAAGACGGCCUUCCAAAACACGUCUACCACAUCGCUCUCCAUUCGUGAUCUUCUUGCCUGGGUUGAUUUCAUCAACACAUCGCAAAGUCCAGACACGCAAUUUGCCAUCAUUCAGGGAGCUGCCAUGGUCUUUGUGGAUACUUUGGGUGCCAACCCAGCCGCCAUGCUUGCCAUGUCCCUCAACAAUCUGGAGGGAAACCGCAAGUCUUGUCUUACAAAGUUAAGUGAACUGUUCGGUGUCGAUGCCUCAAAGAUCUACGGAGAAUCGACCAGUGUCUCCGUGGAACCAGGUGUCCUCCGAGUUGGGCCAUUCGCCCUACCCGCUGCUGGCAACGCAGACCCUGAUCCGCAGUUCACCAUGGAUGCUCCCACCACAAUUGCCAACUCUGUACGAAUUGCUCGUGGCUUGCAAUCCUCAAAGCCCAUCCUCAUGGAAGGAAGUCCAGGUGUAGGUAAGACCACACUUGUGACAGCUUUAGCCAGGGCACUGGGAAAGCCCCUCACUCGUAUCAAUCUUUCGGAGCAGACAGAUCUCACAGACUUGUUUGGUUCCGACGUGCCAGUAGAGGGAGGUGAUGUUGGUCAAUUUACUUGGCGCGAUGCACCUUUCCUACGAGCCAUGCAGCGUGGUGACUGGGUUUUGCUGGAUGAAAUGAAUUUGGCUUCUCAAUCUGUUCUCGAAGGUCUCAACUCCUGUUUAGAUCACCGACAACAGGUUUAUAUCGCCGAGCUGGAUCAGACUUUCAAGCGGCACCCUGAUUUCGUUUUAUUUGCUGCACAGAACCCUCAUCACCAGGGUGGAGGCAGAAAGGGUCUUCCCGCAUCUUUUGUCAACCGUUUUACAGUUGUCUAUGCCGACAGCUUCACAGAUGAUGACUUGAAGACCAUCUGCUCCAGGCUCUUCCCUGGCAGUCCCUCCGUUCAGACAGAAAGGUUGGUUGACUUCAUCUCCCUUUUGAAUAAGGCUAUCACGAAAGAGCGUCGACUGGGCACUAUUGGUGGCCCAUGGGAGGUCAAUCUGCGAGAUGUACAGCGAUGGCUUCAACUUGCCGACCGAGGAAGCCUGCAGAUUCAGACAAAGCACUUCCUCGAUGUGGUCAUCAACCAGCGAUUUAGAACCGAAGAAGACCGCAAUGUGGUCUCUCAGAUCUAUGACCGAGUGUUCACGGACUCAGACACUGGCCUGAAGAGUUACUUCCACAACCUCACACCUGAAUAUUUGCAGGUUGGUCUGGGUAUCUUGAACCGUGAUCCUCUGCUGCAGCGCUUGGCUGAGCCCAACAUGAGAAUCUUGCCAAAGGAUCUUCACAUCGUUGAAUCACUCAUCUUGUGCAUUGACAACUCCUGGCCUAGCAUCUUAGUUGGCUCUGCUGGAUGUGGAAAAACGACUUUGAUCAGAAAACUAGCAGCUGUCAAUGGUGCGAAUCUCGUCGAGUUGGCCUUGAGUGCUGAUACCGACACCAUGGAUUUGAUUGGUGGUUUUGAGCAGAUCGACCACCGCCGAGAAGUUUCAGGCUUUGUUCACGACAUUGAGAUAUUUUUGCGAAACCAGCUCAUCCACUGCUUUGCUUCGGGGGAUGUUUCUGAUCUUGUGAUUUCUGCCCUUCGUAUUUGCGAGCACUUCCAAUCUGCAGACAUCUCGAUGGAGAAUGUGAUCGCUUCGCUUUCCAGCCUUUGUGAAUCCUCUGUCGAUCCAGCCUAUCAACAGUUCCUCGAGAGGGCCCAGAAACUACUCAAUGCCAUUCAGCAAUCUGAUAAGAUGAAGGUUGGAUUUGAGUGGACGGAGGGCGUUCUCACUCAGGCUGUUCAGCAUGGACACUGGGUGAUUCUUGACAAUGCCAAUCUGUGCAACCCAUCCGUGCUAGAUCGAUUGAAUUCGUUGACCGAACCAAACGGUACCCUUAUCCUCAAUGAGCAGCGGACGGAGGAUGGAUCCGCUAGGAUCAUCACACCCCACCCUAACUUCAGACUCUUCUUGACUAUGGACCCUCGCAAUGGCGAAUUGUCUCGUGCUAUGCGCAAUCGCUGUACCGAGAUCUGCUUCUUGCCGAGUGAGUUGUCUGACAUCAAACCCACCAUCGGUCCAUCUUACACUUGCGAAUCUUUCCUCUAUCGACUUCGUCACAUCUGGAACUUGGACACCUCCUUGUCACCUUCCGCCUUUGCAGAUGCCCUAGAAGUCUGCUUAGACCACCUUUCGCCCACCGAUUUGUCCUACCUCCAACAGUCGCCAAGUAAUUGUGAGGCCAUCAAUUCUGAGGUCGAUAGAAAGGCACAGACAUCGAAUGUCCUGCAACGUUACGCCUCUUUGUUCCAUGACAACAGCCAAUGGAAGCCUCUUGAGGCAGCCAGCGGAGAAAUUGUUCUUGGGGGUGCGCAUCUUGGCAUUCGGGGCGCGUUGCAGCCCCUUCACCCUCUCACCAACGAGCCUCUGCUUUCUAUCUCAGGAAGCAGCGACUUCCGAGCUACCCUGAUCGCACUGGCCUACCUCCAGGAGCUGAGACAAGACAUCCAUCGCCUCAGACAAGGCUUGAUCCAAGCGGACACGUCCGGAAGGGAAUUGAAGCCGAGCCAGAUGACACGGCUGGAGCGAUCUUUGGCAUCUGAGCGCAUCCCUGCGUUGAUGAAGGAUUCGACACAGCCUGUGGCCUCGUUCUUGUCGGAUUGUGGCCAAGCCUUGUAUGACUAUAUUCAGUCGCUGGAUCGAACCGCUCUCCAGGGCCCGGCUAUCAUAGCAGCUCUUCGAGCUGUUAUUUGCCUAAGCUGGGACAUCUACAAGGCUACUGAAGUCAGCCAGGUUGAUGAAGGUGAAUUCCAAGUCUAUUUGCAAAUGGGUAGGAAAAUUUGUGGAUCACUCCUCACCUCCUCUCCUCUCCUUCAGCCACUGCAAGUCGCACUGUCUCAGGCGCUUGAUCGCUUCCAAGAGGGCUGGGCUUUGACUACUGGUCUUUCCAUGCAAAAGAUCUGGGACUCCUGGAGACAUGUUACCCCGGUCUCUCAAGCGAAGCUAGACUCUUUGACUGAGCUGGAGUCCACUGUCUUCGAAUUUACGACAUUGGCCUUGCAGACUCGUGUGGAGCUAUCUCAAUUGAGUCAGGUCCGCGACUCAUUGAUCGACGCCCAGCGAUUCAUUCUUCUAGAUGGUGCCGAUGGUGAUGUACUUGUCCAGAGUAUCAAGCAAACCGUGUCUGAGCUUUCUCAGGCGGUUCGACGCUCAGAGUCUACCGAGUAUCCAUACUUCGCCUAUGAUUUCGAAGCUCUUUGUCAAUAUCAUGACAUCUCUUCCUUCUUCCAGAAUCCAGUCAAAGACACAGUCAUUCAAACAGUUCUACCGCUCUUGGCUGGUCGUGCAGCUCGCCCGUUGGACGCAUCCAACUUCCAAAGUGAUGUGCCCGAUGCACUUCACAGACUUGCGUUAUUCUCUGGCUCUUACAGUCAAUCGGAGUCUGCGCUUGCUCUUGGUGGCGUUGUAUCGCUGUCACUUCUGGGUAAGCUGACGGCCAUUGGCAAUGCCAAAUUGGGUCAAUUGGACAUGCUCGAGGAAGAGAAGAAUGCCCUCUCUAAAGGUCUCACCCUCAGCAGCAAGCAAAUUGCCACAGAUCAGUCCAUGGACCUCAGACGCACUGUUGCACGACUAUCGGCUGAGCUAGUGGGAUGUCAUAGCCAAUUCUUUGCCCCAGGCUCUGCUGAGAGUCUCAUUUCGGCGCUUCAGUCGAUUCAGAGCGGUACUUUGUCCGAGGAUCACUCACAAAUUGAGAUAAAGCUGGACGAAAGCCUACCAAGUACCCAUUACUUGAGGCCUCUCGCCGAGCAAGCUCUGCCAAACCUUGUUGCCUCAUUGAGCUCAAAGCCAUCAAACCAGCAACAAGGCAUUCAUAACACUGGACUUGCAACAGUGCAGUUGGCAGUGCUUCUUUUGCGAUUGUUUGUACCCGACAAGACUUUUGAUCCUUCGCUUGGCCUUGUUGUUCAACGCAAGCGCCAUGCCCAACGACUUGAAGAAUUCACCGCCAGGUCUGCAGCCAUCCUUGCAUUUGAAAGGACCUUCACCAGCCAGAUCUCCAACCUCCGAUCUGAGCUUCUGCGUGAGGAGAUCCAUUACUUGGGCUCUGCUCCACCUCCUUCUUUGGUCAAUCGUCCACAGAACUCUCAACUGAGCCUUCUUCAAGGCGAGUUUGUGAACUUGAUCAAUUCUGUACUAAACAGAGACCCCGAGCAGAUGAUUCGCUCUGCCAGAUCGGUCGAAUCCCAGGAUAUGAUCCAGCUGCUCCGUAACAACAUCAAACAGUUGAGCAGCCGCCUGAGCACCCACUACAGAUCUUACGAUGAUAUCGCAGUCCCCGUAGUUCGCUUCUUGCAACUUUUGGAUCUCGGUGUUUUCCUGGCCUCUAGCCAACCUGAAAAUUCCGCCGAUGUACCUGAUAUCCAGUCCCUAAGUCAGCUGACGCCCUUCUUGGGAGGCACCAUUCACCCUGUCCUUGCUCAGGGUGAUUCGAGGCAGUCUGGCUCACUCAAGAAUGCGACAGAGAUGCGACUGCAGGAACUGUCUGCCCUUUGGGCUGCACAGGACGCAGAUUCUUCCAUCUUAGAGACAAGUGCCGGGCGAGGAAUUGUGCGACGCAUCUUCGCUGAAUUCCAUCACAUGUGGAAAACAAAGCUAAGGCAGGACCAGGAAGAAGAGGCCGAAAAGGGUGAGCUGUAUCAUUUCAAGGGAUCUUGGGAGGAGGAGGAGGAAGUCAACGAAGCCGAGCUUCAUGCACUCUUCCCCACCUUUGAAGAAGAGUCUCUCCAGGAUGCCGAGGAUGCCGAGCGUAUCGACCCCAAGGCUAUCGCUCUCCGUCUUGCUGCGCUGCAUGCAAACAUUGUUUCCAACAAACGCACUGGAACUGCAUUGACUACACUUGUCAAACAAUCUGGAAAGCUCUUGGGCUCAAUCUGGUCGGACAACGAGACGUCAUUCUCGCCAAUGACCCCUCAAACACAUCUUCCCGCAGUUCUGUUACUCCUGGAUGAUGCUAUCAACGAGGGAGCGGAUAAUCACCAGAAGAACUACAACUUCUAUACUGAUUCCAACCUUGGCGAGGCUAGAAAGCUGGUCUCUCUUACGCUUUCUACCCAGGCUCGUUUCGCCCAGAUCCAAACCGCAUGGCCUGAACAUGCUGUGUUGGCUGAUGUUCUCGCAUGCUGUACGGAAAUCCUUCAAUUCAAACAUACUGAACCAGUCGCCAAGUUCAUGACCAAGGUUGAAAAGCUUCAUUCUCAAGUGCAUGAGUGGCAGACCGUGGCCAGCAGGGAGUACACAGCUGUUACAAUCUUUGAUGAGAUCACCACGACCCUGAUUGGCUGGCGUCGUCUCGAACUUUCAACUUGGGCCAAACUUUUGGACCUUGAGAAGGAAAAGUGUGAAGAGGACGUUAGUGCCUGGUGGUUCAUCGCUUACGAGGCACUCAUUGGAGCCCCGAUCAUGAUGGCAGAGUCAGGCGAGCAGGACAUGAGCGAACACACCGAGAGCUUGAUGACUACCCUGGAACAAUUCUUCAAAUCCACAACCAUGGGUCAGUUCGCUCGCCGUCUACAACUUGUGUCCAACUUCAAAGCUUUGCUUGAAGUCUUCGCCAAGGAUUAUCCCUGUCUCAAGCAGCUUGUCUCUGCGCUUGACAAUUUCCUCCACCACUACACACCCUUCCAAUCCGGCUUAGACAAGAUUCUUAACGAGAAGCGUUCUACUCUUGAAAGGGACAUCAAGGAGCAAAUCCAGCUGGCCAGCUGGAAAGAUGUCAAUAUUGCAGCUUUGAAGCAAAGCGCCAAAAACUCGCACCUCAAGUUGUUCAAGGUGGUUCGUAAGUACCGUGCGGCUCUUGGCCAGUCGGCCCAGUCAGUCCUUGAAUCUGGCCUUUCAGAGAUCACCGAGGAAGUUACUUCGAUUUCCCAAACAGAGCCCGUUAGACCCACCGCGGUUUUCCCCGAGGCGAUGGCUAUCUGUCAAAAAGACAAGAACGUGUGGUCUACCAGAGCGCUCAGAUUCCAGAAGCCGGAUGGCACAGCCAGCAACAUGAUGAAUCUAUAUACAGCAAUUCCGGCCGAGUUUGACAUUGCCAAGGACCUUGACAGCUUUAUUGUGUCUGUGAUCGAGAGCAUGAAGGAGUUCAAGUCCCAGACCCCCAAGGUCUUGAACGAAGACAACAAGGACGAUGUCCAGCACCUCAAGUCCCAAAAACGACGUCUCUACGCUGAAACCCUGAAGCAACUCUACGAGAUGGGCGUGAAGCGUAAUGCCGGAACAAGUGUCAUCGAAACCCAGGCGUCUGUCUCGCAAGUUCUUGCGACCAGCGCUGCCUUCGAAACUGGCGCUGCGACCUCAACUGCAGUUGAGAGCGCCGAUUGGUACUUCCACCGACUCUUGGAUCUUUUGCCCAAGACCCGUCUGGCUGCGCGCAACUAUUCUGAGGAGCUCACUAACGUUGAGGUCUUCAGAAGUAUGGGCUCUAUUGAACAUCUUCUUUUCACGAUUCGUCGCCAACGAGGUGUCAUUUCCCCUGCUCUCACUGGUCUGGGUAAACUGAAGACUACGCUUGAUAAGGUCCAGAACCUUUGGACGGCAACUUCAACUUCCCUGGCCCAAGAUCAUACUUCCGCACCUGAAGAGCGUGCCGACCUGGCCAGAGUCGUGGCUUGGUUAGUUCCCAUCCUUGGAUUGGCUGCAACGAUCAUCGGGGUGCAUUCUAAAUUCUCUGGGAUCAAUUCAUCCCAUGUUAUUGAAGAGCUGCGCGCCAAGAAGGCCUUCUUUGAUGACAUGCGCAAGUCAUAUGAAUCCCUGCCCGUGCUCCCGACUAGAAUCGCAUCUAAGGCGCACCUUGAUAUCGCACAGCAAACACAAGCGUCUCUCAACGAACUGGCCGCUGGACUGGAGAAGUGGAGCGUGGCUCGUCCUGAUCUCGCUUUCGCGUUGGAUCAGAUCACACCUUGGGUCAAGACAAACAUGGCCGCUCACCCAGAGGUCAAUGAACACAGCUUGUCUAUCCAAGCCUUUGACAGCAGCCUUUUGGCCGCCAUCGACAAAAUGCUCAUCGGUCUACAAAAGCUGAAGGAUGUACCAUCUGCUAUCACAUUCGACGGUCUGCUGUCAAGGAGUGACGAGUUCUUCUCUCGUGGACUCAAGGCUGUCCAUCUCUCCGAGAUCACCGCCACUUUGGAAGCCGUCCUUGAUCAAUUGUACCGCUUGCAAGACCAUUCUGCUAGCGGCCUCUCCGUUGCGGCUGCAUUGAUCACCAGUAUCUUGCCUAUCGCCAACAAAUACUACCAAAUCUGCCGGGACUUGGCGGAUCGCUUCAUUGCCGUUCAUCGCGAAAUCUGUAAGACGUCUUACAUCCUGACCAAGACUUUCAACACCGUCGCUUCUGAAGGCUUCUGCAGUCCUGCCGAGGCCUCACAAGACCAAGGAAAGGAGGGCCAGAUGGAAAGCGGAACUGGCUUAGGUGAUGGCGAGGGCGCCGAAGAUAUCAGCAAGGACGUUGGUGAUGACGAAGAUCUUUCUGAACUUGCCCAACAAGAAAACAAGAAGGAGGAUGGCGAUGACGAUGAGAUGGACGACUCGAAGGACGCUGUCAACAUGGAUCAAGAAGAAUUAGAAGGUGAUGCCGAGGAACGUAAAGAAGGCGAUGAGGAAGAGAAGGACGAAAGUGGCGAUGAAGGCGAUGACGACAUCGACGAAGAGACGGGCAGCGUCGACGACCUCGACCCUGGUGCUGUUGACGAGAAGCUCUGGGACGGUAAUAACGACGAUCAGCAGAAGGAUACCGAGAAUGAGGAAGGAAAGGGCCAGUCAGAGGCCGAACAACAAGCCGCUGCCCAGGAAGAGAAGAAAGAAAAAGAGGACGGCGAAAAGGGCGACGAAAAGCCAAAGGAAGGCGAGGAAGAGGAAGAAACAGAGGAUGAAGAAGCCCCCGAAGACGAGGGCGAGGCAGUCGGUCGUGAGGACAUGGAUGUCACCGACCCUCAAGCUAAGGAAGAAGAAACCCUUGAGCUCCCCGAGGAGAUGCAGCUUGAUGAUGACAACGGCAAGAGUGACAAUGGCGAGGAAGAUGACGAUGGAAUGGACGAACUUGACGACGAUUUCGGCCCCGCCCCCGAGGAUGAUGGCAAGGUUGAAGACGGCGAUGAGAACACUGGAGAAGACGCUGAAGGAGCCCCUGAAGAUCAAAUUCCAGGAGAUGAAGACGAAGAGAUGGCUGACGAUGCCGAAGAAACCAAGGAAGGAGAAGCCGGAGAUGAGCAAGAGGAAGAGGCCGGUGGCGAAGACCCCGAAGAGCCCGAGCCUGAGCCCGAGGACUUCCUUGCGCAGCGUGAUGAGAACCAAGCCGAAGGUGACAACGUUGCUCCUAGCGAGGCUGUCACUGGAGGCCUCGGCGCCGAACAAGACCAAAACGAAGAAAAGGGCGCAUCCGGUGAUGCCCAGCAGGAAAGUGGCUCCACUGAUCCAAGUGCCAAUGUCGAUGAUCAGACUGGCGCUGCCAAGGAUAGUGAGGAGAGCAAGCCUAGCCGAGACGCUGGGGGUGGUGAGGAAAACAAGCCAAAUGAGCCACAGAUGCAGGCGUUCAAGAAGCUCGGCGAUAUUCUUGAGCAAUGGCACCGUCGCCAACAAGAGAUCCUCAACCCAUCUCAAGAGGAAGAGGAUACCCAAGCCAUGCCUGAAGAUACCGAUAUGGCUGAUGCGGACUUCGAGCACCUCAAAGACGACGAUGAUGCCGCCGAUACCCAAGCCCUUGGUCAAGCAAACGACGAUCAAGCGCAAGCUCUUGACCAAAGCAAGGGCGUCGAGUCCGACAUCAAGCCCGGCGAGAACGACGCUCUUCCCGAUGUCACAGAGGAGCAGCAAGAGGAAGUCGGCAACCAACUUGAGGAUGAGAUGCAAAUUGACCGCGAGAAUGCCCCUGCCGACGGUGAGUCCGCCGGCGCAUUCAUUCCAGGAGGGCAAGCAUCCCACGAGCGCGCAGAUGAUGCGCAGGGCACCGAGGCACUGAAUGAGGAGCUCGACGAAGUCGACACCCAACUCGCAGCGAUCCACCUCUCCUCUUCGCUUCCGCCAUUGACACCCCAGGAUGAAGCUCGUCGCCUCUGGUCGCACUACGAGUCCGCUACGAACGACCUCUCCCUCUCGCUUACGGAGCAGCUUCGCCUCAUCCUUGCACCUACCAUGGCAACCAAGCUGCGUGGUGACUUCCGCACAGGAAAACGUCUCAACAUCAAGCGUAUCAUUCCUUACAUCGCAUCCCAGUACAAGCGUGACAAGAUCUGGAUGCGCCGCUCUAUUCCCUCUAAACGCAACUACCAGAUCAUGCUGGCUGUCGAUGACAGUAAAUCCAUGCUGGAAAGUGGAAGUGGACAGCUCGCCUUCGAGACGCUUGCCCUGGUCGCAAAGAGUCUAAGUAUGUUGGAAGCCGGUGACCUGUGCGUUCUUGGAUUUGGUAACGAAGACCAUGUUCGUGUCGCCCACGAAUUCGGGAAGCCCUUCUCUUCGGAGGCUGGUUCCCAGGUCUUCCAGCACUUCAGCUACCAGCAAACCGGCACAAAUGUGCGCAAGCUGAUUGCUGACUCGAUUGCUCUAUUCCGUGAGGCUCGUUGGAAGCGUUCCCCAGGCUCUGGCUCUGCAGAUCUCUGGCAACUCCAAUUGAUUAUCUCCGACGGUAUCUGUGAGGAUCAUGAUACUAUUCGCCGACUUGUCAGGACUGCGCUUGAGGAACGCAUCAUGGUUGUUUUCAUCAUUGUUGAUGCUGUCAAGGGUAGCUCUAUCCUUGACCUCUCCCAGGCGAACUUCGAGGCCGAUCCCGAUUCUGGUGGUGAGAUGAAGCUCAAGAUGAAGCGCUAUCUUGAGGACUUCCCCUUCCCUUACUAUCUCGUUGUUCGUGAUGUCAGGGAGUUGCCCUCUGUAUUGGCCACCGCUCUGAAGCAGUGGUUUGCCGAAGUUGUGGAUGUAUCGUCUUGA